This is a messenger RNA of Indicator indicator, 3089 nucleotides long. It is a transcript of the gene TAOK3, whose product is annotated as TAO kinase 3. Gene Ontology annotation, biological process: execution phase of apoptosis; protein phosphorylation. Gene Ontology annotation, molecular function: ATP binding; protein kinase activity. Lineage: Eukaryota; Metazoa; Chordata; Aves; Piciformes; Indicatoridae. The record is from RefSeq and is a predicted model, not a curated record. The transcript has 21 exons. Bases 308 to 3004 code for a protein of 898 amino acids.
GUCUCUGUUAAGAGUCAGGUCUCAUCCGCUUUGCCACAGCCAGGAGGUGCUUUAAUGCAUACUAAUGCCGUGAGUUUUGCCAUCCUGGGGAGAGCACAGUGAAUUCUGACUCUGCUGCUGCAUGGAGAGAUAAGAGAGGCUGGGAGGACAAGAGCACAGGACAAUGCUGCUGAAAGGAAUCUGAGCCACAGAGCAUGCGUUGUGCCACAGAUAUCCAGGUGCUGAAUGCUAGCUACAAACCACUUUGUCGAUGAAGGAAGAAACCGAUUGGGAAUCGAAAGCACAAAGUAGUUCAUAAUACUUCAACAUGCGCAAAGGGGUGCCAAAGGACCCAGAAAUAGCUGACCUGUUCUACAAAGAUGAUCCUGAAGAGAUAUUUGUGGGCUUACAUGAAAUUGGGCAUGGAAGUUUUGGAGCAGUUUACUUCGCUACAAAUUCCCACACUAAUGAGGUGGUGGCAGUCAAGAAAAUGUCCUAUAGUGGAAAGCAAACGAACGAGAAAUGGCAGGAUAUCAUCAAAGAAGUCAAGUUUCUCCAACAGCUGAAGCACCCCAACACCAUAGAGUAUAAGGGCUGUUACCUGAAAGAGCAUACAGCAUGGUUGGUUAUGGAAUACUGUUUAGGAUCUGCUUCAGAUUUGCUAGAGGUUCACAAGAAACCACUUCAGGAAGUGGAGAUUGCUGCCAUCACCCAUGGUGCCUUGCAGGGGCUGGCCUACCUGCACUCUCACUGUAAGAUUCAUAGGGAUAUUAAAGCUGGAAAUAUUCUUCUAACAGAACCAGGUCAAGUGAAACUAGCUGACUUUGGGUCUGCAUCUAUAGUUUCCCCUGCCAAUUCUUUUGUGGGAACACCUUACUGGAUGGCACCAGAGGUGAUCCUUGCAAUGGACGAGGGACAGUAUGAUGGGAAGGUGGAUGUCUGGUCUCUUGGGAUCACGUGUAUUGAGUUAGCUGAAAGGAAGCCUCCUCUUUUCAACAUGAAUGCAAUGAGUGCCUUAUAUCACAUAGCCCAGAACGACUCCCCUACCUUACAGUCAAAUGAAUGGUCAGACUCCUUUAGGGGCUUUGUUGAUUACUGCUUACAGAAAAUACCUCAGGAAAGGCCGUCCUCAACAGAUCUGUUACGGCACGAUUUUGUUCGCCGAGACCGGCCGCCAAGGGUACUAAUAGACCUCAUCCAAAGGACGAAGGAUGCGGUGCGGGAGUUGGACAACCUGCAGUACCGGAAAAUGAAGAAAAUCCUCUUCCAGGAGACGCGGAACGGCCCCCUCAACGAGUCCCAGGAAGAGGAGGAGGACAGUGAGCAUGGAUCAAACCUGAGUAGGAAGAUGGACAGUCUGGGCAGCAACCAUUCCAUCCCAAGCAUGUCUGUGAGCACAGGCAGUCAGAGCAGCAGUGUGAGCAGCAUGCAGGAGGUCCUGGAUGAGAGCAGCCCUGAACUGGUCAUGAUGCAUAGUGACGAGAGCACAAUUAAUUCCACUUCCUCCGUUGUCCAUAAGAAGGAUCAUGUAUUUAUAAGGGAUGAGGUGGGCCACAGGGAUCGCAGGCCUGAGGUGCGGCCUACCCAGUCAGUGCAGAAUCAGGCCCUCCACUACCGGAACCGAGAGCGCUUUGCCACAAUCAAAUCAGCAUCUUUGGUUACAAGACAGAUCCAUGAGCAUGAGCAGGAGAACGAGUUGCGGGAACAGAUGUCAGGAUAUAAGCGGAUGCGGCGCCAGCACCAGAAGCAGCUGAUCGCCCUGGAGAACAAGUUGAAGGCCGAGAUGGACGAGCACCGCCUCAAGCUGCAGAAGGAGGUGGAGACACACGCCAACAACUCGUCCAUUGAGCUGGAGAAGCUGGCCAAGAAGCAAGUGGCUGUGAUAGAGAAAGAGGCAAAGGCAGCUGCAGCAGAUGAAAAGAAAUUCCAGCAACAGAUUUUGGCUCAGCAAAAGAAAGACCUGGCGACCUUUUUAGAAAGUCAGAAGAAACAAUACAAGCUUUGCAAGGAAAAGAUUAAAGAGGAAAUGAACGAGGACCACAGCACGCCGAAGAAAGAGAAGCAAGAAAGAAUAUCCAAACAUAAAGAGAACCUGCAGCACACACAGGCUGAAGAGGAGGCCCAUCUUCUCAGCCAGCAGAGACUCUACUACGACAAAAACUGCCGCUUCUUCAAGAGAAAAACGAUGAUCAAGAGGCACGAGUUGGAGCAGCAGAACAUUCGGGAAGAGCUGAACAAGAAGCGGACGCAGAAGGAGAUGGAGCACGCCAUGCUGAUCCGGCACGACGAGUCGACGCGCGAGCUGGAGUACAGGCAGCUGCACACGCUGCAGAGGCUGCGCAUGGACCUGAUCCGGCUGCAGCACCAGACUGAGCUGGAGAACCAGCUGGAGUACAACAAGCGGCGGGAGCGGGAGCUGCACAGGAAGCACUUCAUGGAGCUCCGGCAGCAACCAAAGAACUUGAAGGCUAUGGAAAUGCAGAUCAAAAAGCAGUUCCAGGACACAUGCAAAGUGCAAACUAAGCAGUACAAAGCACUGAAGAAUCACCAGCUGGAAGUAACUCCAAAGAGUGAGCACAAGACAAUUUUGAAGAGUCUGAAGGAUGAGCAGACGAGGAAGCUUGCCAUCCUGGCAGAGCAGUAUGAGCAGAGCAUCAACGAGAUGAUGGCCUCACAAGCGCUACGGCUGGAUGAGGCCCAAGAAGCAGAAUGCCAAGCCCUGAGACUGCAACUCCAGCAGGAGAUGGAGCUACUCAACGCAUACCAGAGCAAAAUUAAGAUGCAGACAGAAGCACAGCAUGAAAGAGAACUCCAGAAGCUGGAGCAACGGGUGUCACUGCGCAGGGCACACCUUGAACAAAAGAUCGAAGAGGAGCUCGCCGCCCUCCAGAAGGAACGCAGCGAGAGGAUCAAGUUCCUGUUGGAAAGGCAGGAGCGGGAGAUCGAAAGCUUUGACGUGGAGAGCUUGCGGAUGGGCUUUGGGAACCUGGUGACCUUAGAAUACCCCAAGGAGGACUAUAGAUGAGAUUAGAGUUCUUUGCCAUUAAAACAAAACGAAACAAAAAAAACCCAACCAAACAGAAAAAAAACAAACAGGAAAACAAAACAAA